This is a messenger RNA of Melanotaenia boesemani (Boeseman's rainbowfish), 4870 nucleotides long. It is a transcript of the gene igf2bp2a, whose product is annotated as insulin-like growth factor 2 mRNA binding protein 2a. The transcript is spliced from 16 exons. The coding region runs from base 113 to 1948 and encodes 611 amino acids. NCBI's taxonomy places the organism in Eukaryota, Metazoa, Chordata, Actinopteri, Atheriniformes, Melanotaeniidae. Gene Ontology annotation, molecular function: mRNA 3'-UTR binding. Gene Ontology annotation, cellular component: cytosol; cytoplasm; nucleus. The record is from RefSeq and is a predicted model, not a curated record. Gene Ontology annotation, biological process: regulation of gene expression; nervous system development.
UAAUCAUCUUUUUCCCCCCCUAUUUUUUAUUGUUAUUUUUAUUUUUUGUUCUACUUCUCUGCCACUCACACUAUAAGAUCUGACAGCCUUUCGAGAUUUUUCCUUUCAGAUCAUGAACAAACUAUAUGUUGGGAAUUUAAGUCCUUCGGUCACUGUCGAGGACUUGAAGCAGCUCUUUGGGGAGAGGAAGCUUCCAGUGGCCGAGCAGGUUCUGUUGAAAACCGGCUAUGCUUUUGUGGACUUCCCCGAUCAGAACUCGGCCAUAAAGGCUAUAGAGACUCUUUCUGGUAAAGUUGAAUUACAUGGAAAGGUGAUAGAGGUAGACUACUCUGUUCCCAAAAAACUAAGGAGUCGGAAGAUCCAGAUCCGGAACAUUCCCCCUCAUCUACAGUGGGAGGUUUUGGACGGCCUUCUAGCUCAGUAUGGUACUGUAGAGAACGUGGAACAAGUGAACACUGAUACAGAAACAGCAGUGGUGAAUGUUACAUACGCAACCAAGGAGGAAGCUAAAGUAGCCAUUGAGAAGCUGACAGGACACCAGUUCGACGACUACUCAUUCAAGGUGUCGUAUAUCAUGGACAUGGAUGCUGCUCCACCCGUCCAGGGUUCCCGUACACGGCGUGGAGGUCGAACAUCCCGGGACCAGGGCGCCUCUCAGCCUGGGCCGUCAGGAGGCUUCGGUUCACCACGCCCCAGGCAACACGACUUCCCCCUGCGUAUGCUCGUGCCUACUCAAUUUGUGGGAGCCAUCAUUGGCAAGGAAGGCCUCACCAUUAAGAAUGUCACCAAACAAACACAGUCCAAGGUGGAUAUUCACCGGAAGGAAAAUGCAGGUGCAGCAGAAAAACCCAUCACCAUUCACUCAACACCUGAGGGCUGCUCCUCUGCUUGUCGCAUGAUUCUGGACAUCAUGCAGAAGGAGGCCAAUGAGACCAAGACGACGGAGGAUAUCCCUCUGAAAAUCCUUGCCCACAACAGCCUUGUGGGUCGGCUGAUCGGGAAGGAGGGCCGCAACCUGAAGAAGAUUGAGGAGGAAACAGGGACCAAGAUAACCAUCUCCUCGUUACAAGACUUAACCAUUUACAACCCUGAGAGGACCAUUACGGUGAAGGGUAGCUUGGAGGCUUGUUGUAAAGCUGAGGCGGAGAUCAUGAAGAAGCUGAGGGAAGCCUACGAAAACGAUAUUGCUGCUAUAAAUCAACAGUCCAACCUGAUCCCAGGCUUGAACCUCAACUCUCUGGGCAUCUUCUCCUCUGGUCUGCCGGUGCUGCCCCCUGCUGCUGGACCACGUGGUGCAGUGCCCUCUGUGACAACAGCAGGAUACAACCCAUUCUUAAGUCACUCUUCACAUCUCAGUGGCCUGUAUGGGGUUUCUCCAGCAAGUGCCAUCCCCCACCAGCACUCACAACAGGCUCCAGAACAGGAGGUUGUCUACCUCUUUAUUCCAACUCAGGCAGUCGGGGCCCUGAUAGGCAAGAAGGGCCAGCACAUCAAACAACUUGCCCACUUUGCCGGAGCUUCCAUCAAGAUUGCCCCAGCUGAGAGCCCAGAUGUCACUGAAAGGAUGGUCAUCAUUACUGGAACUCCAGAAGCUCAGUUUAAGGCCCAGGGCCGGAUAUUUGGGAAGCUGAAAGAGGAGAACUUCUUCUCAGCAAAGGAGGAGGUCAAACUGGAGACGCACAUCAAGGUUCCCUCAACUGCAGCUGGCAGGGUCAUCGGCAAAGGUGGCAAGACGGUUAAUGAGCUGCAGAACCUGACGAGUGCAGAGGUCAUCGUACCGCGGGACCAAACUCCUGAUGAGAAUGACGAGGUCUUUGUGAAAAUUAGUGGGCAUUUCUUUGCCAGUCAGACUGCACAGAGGAGGAUUCGGGAGAUCAUUCAACAGGUCAAACAGCAGGAACAGAAGCACCAGCAGGGCGCCGCUGUGUCACCGCACCACUCCAAGUGACAAGCCAGGUGGCUCCAGUGGGCACCAGCCAAUGAAUGUAGCCCUCCCAAAAGGACAGAGACCUACCCAGUUUAAGGCUAAGGCCAAAGGGGACAUGCAGGGCAGACCAGCAGCACCGGGAUCAAAACCAAAGAACUUCACUAGGGGGAAAACAAGUGAGAUCCAAAGGCUGAGGGCAUUGUGUGCACUGCCAGCCCUGUAAGAGCAGAUAGAGUGGGAGAAACCGUACUGAUACAAAAAAAAAAAAAAAAAAUCAUCAUGAAAGGUGGAAAUGGCAAAGAAUAUUUGGAAACUGUUGUCUUAUCAGUUAUAAAAGGUAAAACAGUAAAUCGCCCUGCAUAACGUUAUCUCUUUAGUUGGACUAACAUAGGCAUAACAAACAGAUCGAACAGAUAAAGCAAGUCUAUUAACAUGAAUUUAUUAAAGGCAUUGUGACUGGUGCAUUAAGUUUGAACAAGAGCGAAUGACAAUGAACACCUCCUCUCACAAGCAUUUGAGAAACUUAGUUUGUGGGAAUAAACAUCUUUAGCAGUAUUAAUGCAGAGUAGAAAAAUAUAUUGAUACACACAGAGUAUGCACUGUUAUUUUUCUAUUAAAACGACAGUACAGCUUAGUGUUUUUAAUGUUUAGCUUGUUCCAGAGAUUGGGCUGUGACAGCCACAUAAAGCGGUUUCCCUGGUUUGUACUGUUUUAGGCCACUGAAAUCAAAAACAGAAAACCCCUAUAAGUAAAUACUGUAUGGUGAAUGGUUCUGAGUCUUUGUAGGAAGCCUGUGUGUGUGCCAACGCAAAAGAUAACGUCCCUUUCCAAUGUCUCUCACCAUUCAUAUCUGCUGCUUUGCUCUUUUUAUAUCUUUUCCUUUUUUUCUGCUAAUUUCUGCUUCACUUCCUCUUCACUCUCUCAUCUGGCAUUGUAGUUUUUUUUUAAAGGUUGAGAAUAUUUGUUGUCUAGAAACACAUUUUUUCGUAGCCUUUUGAUAACAUUUAACUGACUGCCACUUUUGUUCAAGAGAGGUUAAACGCAACAGAGGGAUUUUUUUCUCUUUAAACUAGUGUCAUUAUUCAAUGCUGAACAGCAGACAAUGUCUAAACCCAUGUUUGUCGUGAUUUUUUUUGGGAGGGGGGGGGGGGGGUGUCAGUUAAUGCACUCUUCUUGACAAACAGAGCAAAAAUCGACGUCUUAAAAAACGUGGUGCAUCUUUGCUUUUUUCUAUUUUGUGCACCAUCACACGCUCUGCCUUAUGAGGACGUCACAAAGGCCAACACAUGGUGUGAGCUGAGGGCCCAGAAAGGGGGACAGGGUUAAGGGGAAGGUUGAGAUGGCGCCGACUCAGUAUUUUAGGGUGGCGUGAAAAGCUGUUGAGCUGUUGAGUGAGAGGGUUUGGGAGGAAGGGAGGUUAUAGAGAGGCACUGUAUGACCUGUGGUACACACACAACCGCAAACGUGACCGCAGCUGCGUUUGGCUUUAACCUGCUCUUGUCAGGGAGCUUUAUAAAAAAGGCAAGACAGCUGUGAAUGUAUGACAUGCAGCCUUUUUUUUCUUUCUUUUUUUAAAGAAAAUAUUACCCCUGCAGUGUCCAGCAGGCCGGCCCAGCAGCAUGCAAAACACAGAUUGUCAUACUCAUUUUCACUCUUUUUAUUCAACUUUGCUUUUUGCGGUUUGAUUAUUGGCGAGCUGGCCGACCACUGUGUGAACACGCUGGACACGUGGGUCCUGGUGCCCCUUUGUGCUUUACUUCGGAGACAGUGGAAGUUUGUUGCCUUAUUUUGUCACCUCUUGGACAUCACCCAUCAGCUUCAUCUUCCAGGCACAAGGUUAUUGCCAAUACAGCUUCCUCCAUGUGUGUCUGUGUGUGUGCGUGUGUGUCUGUAUAUAUAUAUGAAAAAGAGAGAAUAAUAUUUAUGAAUCUAUUUUUUCCUAUUUUGUGAUGAGAGAUAUUGAUAAGAAACAAAAAGAAACAAAGUCCUUUUCUUUUUUUCCUCAGUGGGACACUGCCAUAUUAUUUAGAAGGGAAGUGUUUAUUUUCUUGAAAACUAGACUAUGAAUAAUAAUAAUAAUAAUAUAAAUAAAAACCUGAAAAAAUAGGAGAACAGUAAAGUGAACCACCGCGUUAACUUUGGUCAGGAUGUGAACAGUGCGCAUGACAGUAUUGUGAUCUACCUCAGGCUUCAGGGUACCUCAGUCCAAUCUUUCAUUUCCCCUUUUUCCACAUUUUGUAUGCCUUCUUAACUGAUCAUUUUGAGCGUUUUUAAUUUCCUUUUUUAAUGAAAAAAAAUUAAGAAAAGAUCUACAGUAAACUCUACACUCUUCAGGUUCAGCCGACUAGUGAAACUUUGUAAACCGUAGUCAACUCUGUUGGACUGUGUUUGCCUGGAUGCCAUACAACCUCUUAAUGACAGCGCAUAAAAGGAUUUUCAAUUUGUUAAAAAAAAAAAAAAAAAAAAAAAAAAGGAAUGAAGAGCAGGAUCUAAGGGGUACAUACAUACCUGCCCAACGUGGUUCUGAAUGUGGAUGCUGUGUACUGAUUUCACCAUCUGAGAAAGACAAGAAGAAACAAAUUAGUUGAUAGAAAAAUAAACUAACCAACUGUACCUCCUGUUUGACCCUACUGUACCUCCAGGUUUUUUGAGACUUUAAAAGAAUAACUAUAAAAUCUAUUCAUGUGUGGGAGAGAAAAAAAACAACUUUUAUUACAAUCCAAACUAAUCUUACCAGCUUUGUUUUAUAACAGCACACUCUGGGGUUGAUUUGAAGAAAACAAGAAGCUGCAAAAAUACACUGAUAGGACUAUUAACGUGGUGUAAAGCCCUAGUCUUCUGUGUAGAAUGUAGAACAACUCUAGUCGUUGAACUGUCACUGUGUACAACAAAAAACAAAAACAAACAAAAAAAAACCAACUGUAUAUCUGUAAGCAUGUACAA